Molecule: messenger RNA, 1865 nt
Organism: Astyanax mexicanus (Mexican tetra)
Lineage: Eukaryota; Metazoa; Chordata; Actinopteri; Characiformes; Acestrorhamphidae
Product: enkurin-like
Exons: 5
Coding region: 100-879 (259 amino acids)
Cellular component (GO): acrosomal vesicle
Molecular function (GO): calmodulin binding
Source: RefSeq, a predicted model, not a curated record
CACAGCACUGAAACUACUAUAUAAAACAGAUUUAUCUUCAUUAGUGUCUUUAUUUUUAGUUAUUCUGAGCUCAUCUUUUCCUCUGCUCUACAGUCCAGCAUGUCUAAAACUAUAUAUCCUCUGGAGAGCACCUAUAACCUCAUCUCCAGAGAGGAGGAGAAAAUCUACAAACCACCCAGAUAUAUAUCCAGGUUCAGAGAACAAGUGAAGCAUGAGAAGCAGCUAAACAAAGCCUCCCGCAAGACUAUGGGACCACUGAAAGUGCACGUACCCUCUCCAGAUAAAUACCUCCUAAAGCACUCCAAAGAGCCCAGACUUCCGGAGAAGAAGCCUUUCUCAUAUGGAUAUGAAGGUCACUCUAAGAAGCCUCCGGUUCCUGCUAGAACUGACCAUCCGCCCAUGGGCGUCCACACCAAGAAAAACUUUGUGAAGAGCAAUGCCAUCGAGAACAUCAUGGCUGUUCCCCGGAAACCACAGCCCGCUUACAUUGACACCCGAAACGGAGAUAAACAUCUGCUGGAGAACUCCGGCCUGGUCUCCAAGUACAUCAAGAAAAAGGACUACGGUCAGACUCCGGAGUAUCUGCAGCAGAGGCGUGAGGAGACUCGGAGGGAGCAGGAGGAGUAUAAUAACUGUGUGAAGGAGAGGAUGAAGCAAGGAGCGAUGAAACAACUCCCAGAGGAGGAACGACAGCAAAUCCUGCAGGGUCUGAAGAAGAACUGGGAUGAACUCUACCACCAGUUUCAGAAGCUCCCGCUCGUCACGGAUACAGCCUCCAAAAAGAACAGGAAGGAGCAUCUGGAGAUGAAGAUGAAGCAGCUGGAGAAGGAGAUUGAGAUGAUGGAGCGAUAUAAAAUCAUCUGCAUCGCCAACAACUGACCACAGCACUGACCCUACUACUGACCCUUCUACUGACCCUACAACUGAUCAUUCUACUGACUACAGCACUGACCCUACUACUGACCCCUCUACUGACCCUACAACUGAUCAUACUACUGUCCACAGCACUGACCCUACCACUGACCCCUCUACUGACCCUACAACUGAUCAUUCUACUGACUACAGCACUGACCCUACUACUGACCCCUCUACUGACCCUACAACUGAUCAUACUACUGACCACAGCACUGACCCUACCACUGACCCCUCUACUGACCCUACAACUGAUCAUUCUACUGACUACAGCACUGACCCUACUACUGACCCCUCUAAUGACCAUACAACUGAUCAUACUACUGACCACACUACUGAAUGUACUACUGACCAUACUACUGUUCAUACUUCUGAUCCUAUUACUGACCAUACUACUGACCCUAUAACUGAUCAUACUACUCACCACACAACUGACUGUACUACUGAUCAUAUUACUGACCACAAUACUCACCAACUGAACAAACGUCUGAGCUUACAGCUGUCCUUUUUUCUGACUAUACAACUGACCAUACUACUGACCCUACUACUGACCCUACAUCUGAACAUACUACUGACCCUACAACUUACCCUACUACUGACCCUAUAACUGAGCAUACUACUGACCCCUCUACUGAUCAUACUACUGACCCUACAUCUGACCCUACUACUGACCACACUACUGAAUGUACUACUGACCCUAUAACUGAUCAUACUACUCACCACACUGACCAUAAAAUUGACCCUACUGCUGACCCAUAUAUUGAAUCUACAACUACAACUGACCUUUCUACUGAGCCUACUAUGGACCAUAUUACUGACCAUUCAACUGACCCUACAGCUGUGAACUCUAAUGAAUCUCCUGUUGACCACACUACUGACCCUACAACUGACCAGCACAAAAAAAAUAUUAAACUAUUGUAAAUCUGAUAUUUUAAAUGAACUGAACUGUUCUG